Molecule: messenger RNA, 3277 nt
Organism: Clupea harengus (Atlantic herring)
Lineage: Eukaryota; Metazoa; Chordata; Actinopteri; Clupeiformes; Clupeidae
Gene: pigq
Product: phosphatidylinositol glycan anchor biosynthesis, class Q
Biological process (GO): GPI anchor biosynthetic process
Cellular component (GO): endoplasmic reticulum; membrane
Source: RefSeq, a predicted model, not a curated record
AGUACAGCAAAACAGUCGGAAGGUAUUUGUGGACGAACUAUCAACAAUGAAUAUGGCGAUCAUCGGCAGCAUCUAAGCUAAAUUAACAAGAAUAUGUCAGACUGGAUAAUGCUUAGUAUGAGCCGGCUUUAUCCGCUGGUGUGUGCAACUGUUUAUUAAAAGAUUUCAAGCGAUGGAAUGAUUUCUUUUAACUUGUUCACUACAUAUUCAAAGCUGAAGGACAAAAGUGGGGCAACAACAAUGGGUCGGGAGUAGCGGUGUCUGUCACAUUCAAGAGGAAAUAAACGGGUUGUCUUUAUCAGUCGCUGGAUAACCCUCAACUGGCAAGUAUGGUGCUGAAGAUUUUCUUUCCCCAGUGCUGCAACACGGCCGACAGUGGCCUCAUGCUGGGUCGCUGGCUCCCUGGCCAUGACUCUGCUGUGGUCCUGGCUGUCAUCCACUACCCUUUCAUUCCUGGACAAGUCAAGAAGUACCUGAGCCAGAUGCAAAGUGAGACAGACGUGGACCUCACGGUGCUGGGCUCCUGGAGUAUGCCUAAAGAGGGCCAGGAGGGUAUGGACAGCUUUCUGAAGGACCUCAGCACCAUCUUCCCUUAUAGUCGCUGGCUGCAAAUUAGCCGUGAGGUCGGCAAACGGGGCUUCCACUGUGAGGUGCUACACAACGAGGGAACGCUCUUCACGGACAAAUCCAAGGGAAAUGAUAAAAGCAGCCACAAUGGAAAAGAAGACGCCGGUGACAAUGGCGGUAAAGAGAAGAUCAUCUUCAUCCACUAUGACCAGCGCAAGGUCAUGUUGUCUCAGCUUCACCCCGUCCAGGAGGCCAUACAGGACUCCGGAAAGGAAUCUUCUGAGCUGCGCGCCAUGUUCCAGACAGUGUCCCACAGCGAGCCGCUCUUCUUCCUGGAUAGGUACGACGACGGGCCUCUUAAGACCACGCACUGGCAGUCUGAGGGCAGGGAGGCCAGCAUCAUAGUGGAGCUGCUCAAGCAGGGCUCUGUACCUCUCUGCAUGCUCAUCACGUGGCUGCUGUCAGUCUGGCGCUGGGUAUGCAACAUCAGGAUACUGAAAACACGUCCUGUCAAGUUCAUUUCCAGCAAACUGUCAACUUGUGUUCAGUUUGGAUACAGAACAGAGCAUCUUCAAACAGUGGCGUCUACAAAGAAAGCCACAGAACACAAGGAGUUUAUGAGAAAAGCCAACAUUUUUGUGUCCUUUUUUGUGGACAUGGCUCUUGGACUGCUGUUGAUAUCUUGGCUCUACAGGGAAAAUCGCAUAGGCACACUUGCCAAUACACUGGUACCAGUUGCGGAUCAUGUAGCCAAAGAGCUUCAGGAACUGCUUGAGUGGCUAAUGGGCGCCCCAGCUGGUCUGAAGAUGAACAGGGCUCUGGACGAGGUGCUGGGGAGGUUCUUCCUCUACCACAUCCACCUGUGGAUCAGCUACAUCCACCUGAUGUCUCCUUUCAUCGAGAUGAUCCUGUGGUAUGUGGGCCUCUCUGCCUGUCUGGGCUUGACCUUUGCCCUCUCUGUGCUGUCAGACAUCGUGGCCCUGCUGACCUUCCACAUCUACUGCUUCUAUGUAUAUGGGGCCAGGUUGUACUGUCUGAAGAUCUACGGCCUGUCCUCCCUCUGGCGUCUCUUCCGGGGCAAGAAGUGGAAUGUGCUGCGGCAGCGUGUGGAUUCCUGCUCCUACGACCUGGACCAGCUGUUCAUCGGGACACUGCUCUUCACCAUCCUGCUGUUCUUGUUGCCCACUACUGCCCUGUACUACCUGGUCUUCACCUUGCUUCGUCUAGUGGUGGUGCUGUUCCAAGGCCUGAUCCACCUCAGCAUCGACCUCAUUAACUCGUUCCCUCUGUUUGCCAUGGGGCUACGUGUGUGUCGGCCCUACAGGCUCGCAGAGGGGGUGAAGUUUAGAGUGUUGACGGAGGAGGCUGGAACUCCCCUUCAUCUGUUAAUGGAGAUCAAUCCUAUAAAGUGCAGUACUGUGGUGCAGUGCUACCGGACGCCCACCUACAGUUGUUACCCCAAGGACUCGUGGGGGGCCCUGUGUAAGAAGCUCUUUGUGGGAGAGCUCAUCUAUCCCUGGAGUCGCAAGAGCACCAAAACAGAUUGAAGCCCCGAAGCAAGGUCAAGCAAGAGCAGCCCAAGAAACAAGCUCCAGUAGCCCUGUAGGGGACAGGGGGACGGGACAAGAGCAUACACAGGGAUGCAGAGGGGAUGUUUCCUUUCUUUUUCUUUUUUCAAAAGCAAAAAAAGCUAUAGCUGCCAAUAUAAUGAAGUAGUUCAGAUAGUGAAUCAAUAUAGAUUACGGUAUAGAAAGGUGAAUCCUAUUAACAUGUGUUUAUCAGUACUUCAUUCACAAAUUUCAGUUGUUAAAAGUGUUAUUUAGGAUUAUUUAAGAUACUUAUUUUGUAUAUGCAGAUCAUGGUGAAUAAUUUCCUACUGAGAUGUCAGAGACAGUUUUUUAACAUUAUAAAUAUUUACUUAAAAAGAAGACAAAUUAAUGAAUGCACUUGUUUAUUCUUACUAUAUUUUAUAUUUUCUUUUUUUUUAGUAGAUUAAAAAAUGUGCCAUCACAGUAAGAGAACACGAGAGAUGUAUUUUACAACCUGUAACCAUGGUGAGGACAUGCCAUCCAAUUUGAUUUGCUGCAGGGAAGAUAAACCAACUCUCAUUCCAAUCAUCUGACCAGGAAGACAAACCGUUGACCUUCCAGUCGGUCUGUCGUUUAGCACUGCCACCAUCUAAUUGUCUCUUCCCCGGAUGCUAUUUCUCACACUUGCUCCAAUCAGCAGAUAGUAUUUGUCCAGGGAGAGCUGGGGGCAGAUGAUGAUUGAUGAAGCUUUGUAGUACCUAGGUGCUGUGUAAAAACAGGUCCAUAAAUCCUUGCUGUUCCGGCCUAGGGACAGUUUGAAUGGGUUGAUCAACUCAGUUGCUGAAACACUGUGAAUUUCUCAGUUUUUUUCUGUUUUAUAUGCCUAUGAGCCUGAGACUAUGAGUCCUCCUUAAGACCCAAUGGUGACAGAUAUUAGUGUAUUACACUGCUAGGGUAAUUAUGACUUGACCACAAACCACGCUAGGCUAUACACCGUACAUGUGUGAUUAGAAAUUUGAUUGAGUUUGUUUUGUUAUAAUUGUGUUGUCUUAUUAAUCAUUCUGAUUUGUUCUUUAAUCUUUUAAGCUUUUUGUGAUUGAAAUACCUCUGUACAACAACUGCUGUUAAUUAUCCUGUUGUCAUUUGUAAUGAAUAAUCAUUAAAAUUUCUAAUUAAAUUAA